Fraxinus pennsylvanica is the source of this 2124-nucleotide messenger RNA. NCBI's taxonomy places the organism in Eukaryota, Viridiplantae, Streptophyta, Magnoliopsida, Lamiales, Oleaceae. The record is from the annotation of a GenBank genome assembly.
AUGACAAUAGGUUUGGCUGGCUUCGAUAUCUUCGUGGCGAGUCGAGUGAUUUUUGGGCCUUCACCGGAAUCUGGCACAGUUCCGGAGCUUCUUGUUCUUUCACUUGUCAAGUUCCGUAAAAGACUGGUUCUUAACCGAGACUUCAGUUUCGUUUCGAAACCUUGUGGGAUUAGGAAUAAAGCAUCGCAAGUUAUGAGCCUGGAGAAGCAUUGGAAACCUCAGUUUCUUGCAUUCUCUAAGAAGCUUCGACUCAUUGCAAUUGACUCGCUGAACCUCAUCAUGGAGAAUGCACCAAAGGUACCUUUAAGUCUGGAUGCCCUCAGUUUAAGAGAACUAGGUUCACGAAAUACAAAUGUUGUUCAGAACGAAGAUAAGCAGACUAGUCACAUAUUCGGAGGCUGCUUCAAGAGAUCGAACCCAGGAGGCUGGAGUUCAGCAUUCAUUUUGUUAGCAAAUCAAGCGCUUGCAACACUAGCUUUCUUUGGUGCGGGGGUCAACUUGGUUUUGUUCUUAACUCGAGUUCUUGGACAAGACAAUGCCACUGCAGCAAAUAAUGUCAGCUUAUGGACUGGAACUGUAUACUUAUGCUCAUUUAUAGGAGCAUUCCUCAGUGAUUCGUACUGGGGUCGAUAUCUGACUUGUGCAAUCUUUCAAGUGAUAUUCGUUGUGGGUCUUGUGCUUUUGUCCUUGUCAUCUUGGCUAUUCUUGCUCAAACCUGAGGGUUGUGGUGAUAGAAAACAAAUGUGUAAGCCAACUUCAUCAUUUGGUUCAACCAUGUUCUAUAUUGCUAUAUAUUUGGUAGCCUUAGGAUAUGGUGGACAUCAACCUACUUUAGCCACCUUUGGAGCAGAUCAAUUCGACGAAUCAGACGCAAAACAGAAGGUUUCGAAAUCUGUUUUCUUCUGCUACUUCUACUUUGCACUUAACGUUGGCUCUUUAUUUUCCAACACGAUAUUGGUUUACUUUGAGGAUUCCGGCAAAUGGACAUUUGGGUUUUGGAUGUCCACUGGCUCGGCUGUUAUAGCAUUACUAUCCUUUUUGCUUGGUUCUGGUGGCUAUCGAUAUCUGAAGUCUUAUGGCAACCCAUUGCCACGUGUUGCACAAGUGUUUGUCGCUGCGAAACGGAAAUGGAAUGUGAAACGUGCUAAUGGAGAGGAGUUAUACGAGGUGGAAGGAUUGGAAUCUGCCAUUAAAGGAAGCAGAAAAAUUCUUCACAGUAACGAAUUCCGGUGUCUCGACAAGGCAGCAAUAAUAACAGAUGAUGAUCGACGUGGCGGAGCAAAUCCAUGGAGACUUUGCACCAUCACUCAAGUUGAGGAAUCCAAAUGUAUCAUAAGAAUGAUACCUAUUUGGCUAUGCACUAUUAUAUAUUCGGUGGUUUUUACUCAAAUGGCGUCACUCUUCGUAGAGCAAGGGGAUGUGAUGGAUACCCGCAUCGGAAACUUUCACCUUCCAGCAGCCAGCAUGUCUGCUUUCGACAUCUGUAGUGUCCUCCUUUGCACGGGAAUUUAUCGCCAAAUUCUAGUACCUCUGGCUGGCAGACUAAGUGGAAAUAGUAGAGGAUUAACCGAGCUCCAUCGAAUGGGCAUUGGCCUAAUUAUUGGAAUGCUAGCCAUGAUUGCAGCUGGUAUAACUGAGAUCGAGAGACUCAAAAGGGUUGUCCCUAAUAAACGCUCGAGCUCUUUAAGCGUAUUCUGGCAAAUUCCUCAGUACAUGCUUGUUGGUGCAUCCGAGGUUUUCAUGUAUGUAGGACAGCUCGAGUUUUUUAAUGGGCAAGCACCCGAUGGGAUAAAGAGUUUUGGCAGCUCUCUUUGUAUGGCUUCAAUUUCUCUUGGUAAUUAUGUUAGUAGCAUGCUUGUGCACAUGGUGACGGAAAUUACGACAAAAGGAAGACGACCGGGGUGGAUUCCGGAGAACUUAAACAAUGGCCACAUGGACAGAUUUUACUUUCUCAUUGCAGCUUUAACUGCCAUUGAUUUCUUGAUUUAUGUAUUGUGCGCUAAAUGGUACAAAUGCAUCAAUCUUGAUGAGGAGGAUACGGUUGCACAGCCAAAGAAUAGUGUCAUCGUAACUCCAGAUGGAGGAUCGGGACAACAAGAGGAAGAAAUGCUUAAUAGAGUUUGA